AAUAUUUACUUUUAUAGUGUAAAAUAUACCGAAAACUGAGAUUGCGAAAAAAAAAAAAUAAGUCGAUAUAGAAUGAAAUUUCUUAUUUUUUAAAAGCCUAAUAAAAAUAAUAAAGUGUCGGGUUUUUACCACAUCGAUUUUACACGUUUAGAAAAUUUGUUCAGGUUCAUGACCCAAUUUUGAGAAUUCUUAACAAAAAAUUCUCUUUUUGAAUAAAACUUUUCCAUGAUAUGCAAUAUCAACUUUUGAAUGUAAUAAUCAAGUUAUGAGGAAGAAGGGUGUUCAAACUUCGGAAAAUAAUCGAUCGACUAUUUAAAAAAAAAUAAAAAAUUUGAUUACAAGGUUUGUAACUUUUUUGACGUCGAUGAGGGUGAAAUGAGUUUUAAUUUUCAAGUUUGUCCAGUCAGUGCUUGGCACUUCCGAGUGUUGUGAGACUUGCUAGUGAGCUAGGUUCAAAUGUUUAUAAAACGCUCAGGGCACCGCGGUCAUUCUUCAAGCUGAAACUUGAAACUGAAAACGAAGUUUUUUCAUUUUUUUACACGCUCCUUAAAAUAAUCUCGUGAUUUUUUAACAUCGAAGUAUUGUUUCCCACUUGGAUAUUUUAAUAUUUGACCGGAUCGUAUCCAUGCUACCGCAUAAGGAUUGAACGUUUUGUUCCCGCACCCGCCGUGCUUGUUUACAUUUAAAGAUUGUAAAUUGUUUUCCGAGUUUCACUACAUCUAAUAAAACCGUAAAUGAUCGAGAAAAAAUAAAUGGAGUUCGACAAACGCGAAAUGGUGACCGACCUUCCGCUCAUAAUCGCCAAUGGUACGAUCAAAUCUCUCAAGACGCUCAGCGAGACCGAGCUUGAGUCGUUCCUUGCGUACCUGGUGAAGUUCACGGCGGAGAAGGACGGCGUGCACGACUACCAGAAGCCGUCCUGGUGGACGGAACAGCUCCCCUUUCCCCCAGGGUUCACGAAGGGUUCUCCACUCCCGUACGUACGGAACAAAGCUGUUAUAAUGAGGCGACUUGUAAAGAAUUGCUACUUCAGCCGGGGGCUUUUGGACCUCCUCACUUUUUCCGAGGAACUUUCAAAGCUACACUCUUUACAACUGCAGUAUCUAAGAGACAAAAAGUCUGAUACAAUCACAGUUUUCAAAGACUGUUCACCCGUCGCCAUCAUACCAUCUAUGAAUCUGGAUUAUGAUUACCGGCAGAACCCCUUAGUGCAGACUCCUUGCAAGCCAGAAGUUAUUAAGCGCUUGGAAGAAUCGACUGAAGUACUUGUGAUCUCUGACGAGGAAGACCUCAAUUCAGUGGUGGUCAACGAUUCUGAUGAGGAUUGCGUUAUUACUGGUGUGAAAAUACUCAAGAAAGAAAAUUUAUGUAAAAAAAAGCAGAAGCCCUUACUUCACACAUCCCCUACUAGUCCAUUUAAAUUUUUAUCGCUACAGGCCAGAAACAAGCAUAAGCAAUCUAUAGAUCAGGAUGAAUGUAUUGUAAUAUCGGAUAGCGAGGAUGACAAAUUUGUGAGUAGUUCACAAGACACGAAAAGUGAAAGUUCAAUAAAUGAACAAGAAUUACUUGACAAAGCACUCACGCAAGACAGCUUUCUCGACAUGUUUGAACUGCGGCGAGGAGCAGCGGCGAAAAUAUGCAUCGAGAAACCGCCUGUUAUUACGUGGAAGUAUCGCGUGACGAGUUCCUUUUUAGGCCGUAUUCCAUCCCUGAUGCUCAUACCGAGCCUGGUGUCGUGCGGCUCCCUGUCGAGAAAGUGCCUCGCGACCCCGUAUUCGAUCGCAAGGAGUUUUGAACACAUAAGGAAAAACACAAACGCAAGCGCUUGCGAUUAUAACCAGAUGGUGAAAAACUGUUUGGUUGUACUCGAACGACUCGACCACGCCACCCUGUCGAAAUGGGCCAGGCGGCAAAACGCAUCGAAACGACCGUGCCUUAGGAGCAAAACAAAAACAGCAAAAAAAGAAUGUUAGCAUUUCUUUAGUUUCAAACCUAAACAUUUUAUUCCUUUUUGCUAAGUAAUAUUAAAAGUUCUUUAGGUUUUUCAUUUUUUGUUUGUUUUUUUAUCUUUAGCCAUCUCAAUAUACUAUGUUCACAGACGAAUAAAUAGUAGAGUGGUGUCGUUGGCCUGAAUGGUUAAGACGACACAGUGCUCAUCACUUAGGACAAAGGGUGCCGGGUUCAAAUUCAAGGCCUCUGGAUUCAAACCCGGCAGCUUACAAAUGAGCUUUUUUAUUAAACAUCACCCCAGGGGUAUGACUUUUGCUGUAGCAAACCCUCAUUAAAAAAUUAAUAAUAAUAAUAAAUAGAAACUAUUGAGAAUGUAUAUUUUGCUCAAAAUGAUCAACAUAUUUGUUAAUUACACUUGUGUAGAACAAAUAGUAUUUAAUAGUUGUUAUAAGGUUCAAUGCCUUUAAUAUUUAGUUAUGUUUGCACAACAUAGACUUACGUGACAAUGCCUUUCCUUGAUGUUCUAAUCAAUUUGUAAUUUUUUGUUUAAAUUUUUUAUUUUAUGUUAUAAACAGAUGCAAGUAGUCAUCUCCUUAAAAACUUAAGUGGAUUUGUUUACGUUUUCUUUUACUAAAGUACAAUGUAAAAUCCAUUCCACCUUUUUAUUUGUUCAUUAUAUUAUUUAUUCUUCAUGGUCCGUUUGCAGUUUGUGUUCCUACAUUUAGAAAGAUAAAGCUGCGUUUUGUUUGGCA
Cimex lectularius (bed bug) is the source of this 2702-nucleotide messenger RNA. RefSeq lists its product as uncharacterized. Bases 753 to 1973 code for a protein of 406 amino acids. The transcript has 9 exons. The record is from RefSeq and is a predicted model, not a curated record. NCBI's taxonomy places the organism in Eukaryota, Metazoa, Arthropoda, Insecta, Hemiptera, Cimicidae.